AUGGCAAUCAGACCAAUUACUGGAAUGCUCCGACGAGGACUCGUCCUUGACCUCAGUGUCGCCUUCGGUCUAGGCACAUCAUUUGGAUACCUCUUCUGGUACGGAUACCACGUUCCAGCCGUUGCCCAGCGAGACGCCUACUAUUCGAAGUUGGAGGACCAGAGAGCCGCGAACGCUGCAGCAUAG
Molecule: messenger RNA, 186 nt
Organism: Mollisia scopiformis
Lineage: Eukaryota; Fungi; Ascomycota; Leotiomycetes; Helotiales; Mollisiaceae
Product: cytochrome-c oxidase, subunit VIIa
Exons: 4
Coding region: 1-186 (61 amino acids)
Biological process (GO): mitochondrial electron transport, cytochrome c to oxygen
Source: RefSeq, a predicted model, not a curated record